Nematolebias whitei (Rio pearlfish) is the source of this 476-nucleotide messenger RNA. RefSeq names its product 2'-deoxynucleoside 5'-phosphate N-hydrolase 1 (gene dnph1). Gene Ontology annotation, cellular component: nucleus. The transcript is spliced from 4 exons. Gene Ontology annotation, biological process: deoxyribonucleoside monophosphate catabolic process. Gene Ontology annotation, molecular function: 5-hydroxymethyl-dUMP N-hydrolase activity. Lineage: Eukaryota; Metazoa; Chordata; Actinopteri; Cyprinodontiformes; Rivulidae. The coding region runs from base 39 to 476 and encodes 145 amino acids. The record is from RefSeq and is a predicted model, not a curated record.
GUAAAUGUGUGCGUGACUUUAUCAGUCAGAAAGCGAGCAUGAAGAUUUAUUUCUGUGGCAGCAUCCGUGGUGGGAGGGACGACGUGCACCUGUACCAGAAGAUCGUGCGCAAGCUGCUGAGCUACGGGACCGUGCUGACCGAGCAUGUAGCCAACACGGACUUGAGCGACGCAGGAGAGGACUCUACAGCAAAAGGGGAUCAAGCUAUCCACGACCGAGAUGUAGACUGGCUGCGGCAGUCUGAUGUGAUUGUUGCUGAAGUGACACAGCCAUCUCUGGGCGUCGGCUACGAGCUGGGCCGAGUCGUCGACAUGAAAAAGAAAGUGUUGUGUCUGUUCAGACCGUCGUCAGGACGCAUUCUGUCGGCCAUGAUACGAGGAGCUGCAGACAGCCAACAUUUUAUGGUGAGAGAUUACAACGAGGAGGAGGUGGAGAAAGUUCUGGAUCAAUUUUUCAGCAGCCUUAGUCGGACCUGA